CACAAAGUGCUGGGCAAGGGGCACGACGACAUGCUGCCACGGAUAGGCCGAAGAAUGUGCACGAAAAUACGCUAAGCGUACCUCUACAGGCCAUCCCCAAACUGCCACCCGAUCACAGGAAUUCCACGAACGGUGUCCAAGGGGGUGGAGACGCAGAUAUCAGUGCACGCACACGCACACGCACACGUACGGCUACUAGCCCCACACGGGCAACACGCGCGCAGCAAUCUCCAGGGACUGACAGGGGGCAGGACAUAGGGCCGGAUGGGAGUGACAGGGCUACAAAGCCUGCGGAGGGUGUGGCAGAUACACCUGCGGAGGGCAGAGAAGUCACGGACACACAGCCAGGUACAGCGGAGCCACAGGCCGACGAUGCAGACACACUACAACCCGAUGACAACAAACAGGCUAUGGAUAGCAAGUCGCCGACGCCCAAUCUGCCACCGAGUUCCGGGGAGGUUGCAGGGUCACAGGACCAGCCGGCAGCACACAUGGCAAACGUGUCUCUGGUGCUCGAACGGAGCCAGCAACAGGGCCCAGCGCAAGAGAAAGGGGACCAACGGCAACCGCAGCAAACCUCAGAGGAGACGUAUAAAAGCUCUGCACCACAGAAUGACCAACAAGACGAUCACGCGGUGUAUGGCGAGACCCACACCCAGACCCAAACCCAAACACAAACACAAACUGGCAGCGACAACCAGUUAAGCGGUCCAGCGAGAGGGGACAGGGCUGAUCUUGGCUCGGAAGCUCAGGCUAUGCCACUACAAGAACAGCAUGCGUCGAAUGGAAACGCUAAAGACAAAUCCGAUGCACAGGUACAAAUUGAAGCCGAACUCCUACAGUCGAUUCCCCAGCCCCCUCAAUGCGAGUACAUGGGACCACAGACCAGAUAUUCGUCAACGGGGUAUCAGGAGCAGCCACCGGGAGCACAAUCAGCACAGGGACAAGCACCACAAGGCUACCAGCAAUCAUCCCACUAUACACAGGGGAGUCAAUACCAACACAUGUACACACAGCACGGCAACGGGCAGCAAGCGUAUGCUCAGGGCGCACCUAUGCAGGGGUACAACAACGGCAGUACCAAUACACAGGCACCACCAUAUGCAGUGCAAGGGAACUACUUACAGAGCAUGCAUGCUGCAGCAGAUCCCUCGCAACAGUCACACCUGAUGUACGACAGCCGUCAGUACUCACAACAGCCGUACCCACCACAGCCCAUGUCACAGUCACAUCUCAGCAAUAGCAACACACUAUCGCGCCAGAACUCCUUCACACGUCAGCAACAGGGGCAGCACCCGCAACAUCUCAUGCAGCAGCAACCGCCAAUGUACACGAACACUCACCCAGACACACACAGGCAGCAGUCUAAUCGAUCGCAGCACUCACGCCAGGAUUCACAGUCUAGGACCAACCCCACGUCACGCACACAAUCACGCACACACUCUCGCACACACUCGCCCUCGAUGUCUGCCAUGUCGCGUGGGAACUCACAGACAAACAUGCUCUCUCAGGCCACCCACCAGCAUCCAUACAAUUACUCCAAGGCAAGUAACAGCGGCAGUGGAAUAUUACCGGCCCCUCCCAUGGCUUUACCCGAACCUCCUGCGCAAUACUCGCACGUGCUGAAUGAGUCUAUGCAUGCCAGAGAGACGGGCACGGAUGCGAACUCAAAUGCCAAUGCGAUGACUGGGAUGUACACUGCGUCCAGCAAUGGGGUAUACAGAAGUGGCAGUGGCCGGAGUGUCGUCAUGGCUGGUACCAUUAUUGACAGAUUGAAUUCCGGUAUCCAGGAUGCACCCGCUUCCUCUGGCAGGAAACGAAAGGCGUCUACGGCGUCGUUAUCGUCUAACCAAGAUUUAGUUGGAACUGACAAGAAAUCGCGGAAUCGUGAGGCAGCCAGAAGGUGUCGACAGAAGAAAAACAACAAACUUGUCACACUACCGGCGGCCAUCAGUGUAAUCACCGACGAGAUCGCAGACCUACGGAGACGACAGGCUGUGCUACAAGCGGAGAAGCAAAAGCUCGAGGCCAAACUAUUCCAGCACACCUGCGUACUCCCGAAGACCUGAGAGAAGGAUCUGAUUGGGCCGCACAUCCGCUAAUCAUUUCCCGAUGGAUGCUGCCGAGGGGUUGUUGUCAAAGUAUAUGCAUGUACAUGGACAUGCACACACGUGUUUGCCCUUGUUGAGAUGCAGGCACACAUGGCGUGUCAGUGAUGUAUGGGAUGUAGAUGGGCGACUGCUAGUUGACUGUUCAUGCUGCCGAUACCGGAAGUCAAUUACCGGGAGCGAGUCCGUUCAGGCCCAGAUAGAGCCUAAGCCAAUAUUACACACAC
Messenger RNA from Sphaeroforma arctica JP610, 2335 nucleotides. RefSeq lists its product as hypothetical. The annotation marks the transcript as partial. The record is from RefSeq and is a predicted model, not a curated record. The transcript is spliced from 4 exons. Gene Ontology annotation, biological process: regulation of DNA-templated transcription. Lineage: Eukaryota; Ichthyosporea; Ichthyophonida. Gene Ontology annotation, molecular function: DNA-binding transcription factor activity.